AUGAGGUCUCUGGUUUGGCCUAGCCUGGAUCAGGAGGUCUCUGGUUUGGCCUGGCCUGGAUCAGGAGAAAGUGCUCGCUUCCUGGUUGAAGGGUCCGUGUUGCGGCUGUCAAAGCCCAGAGUCAGGGUCCAGUCCCAGUCCAGACCCGGUCCUCCCCAGUCCUCCCAGCUCCGCACAUACCGCGCAGCAGUCCCGAGCAUGUGGCUCAGGCGGGCCCUCAGGCGGACGGCCCUGGUCGGAGGGGGAGCCGUGGUCACAGCCUUUGGCCUCUCGCAGCUGCUGGAGUACAGGAAGAGACAGCCUGGAGUGGCUCGGCUCGCUCACGUCGCCGCUGAGGAGGACCUGAAGGUGCCGUUUGCCAAUGAGCUGCCCUCUCGCGGAGCACAGCUGUCUGCUCUGAGUGGCACCGAGGAGUUCGAUGUGCUGAUCGUGGGAGGAGGGGCCACGGGGGCCGGCUGUGCCUUAGACGCCGUCACACGCAACCUGAAGACGGCGCUGGUGGAGAGGAGCGACUUCUCCUCGGGCACCAGCAGCCGGAGCACCAAACUGAUCCAUGGAGGAGUGCGCUAUCUGCAGAAGGCCAUCAUGAAGCUGGACUACGAGCAGUACAUGAUGGUGAAAGAGGCCCUCCAUGAACGGGCCAAUCUGCUGGAGAUCGCCCCGCACCUGUCGGCCCCGCUGCCCAUCAUGCUGCCGGUUUACAAGUGGUGGCAGCUGCCUUAUUACUGGGCCGGCAUUAAGAUGUACGACCUGGUGGCAGGGAUCCAGUGCCUGAAGAGCAGCUACGUCCUGAGCAAGUCCAAGGCCCUGGAGCUCUUCCCCAUGCUCAAGAAGGACAAGCUGGUGGGGGCCAUUGUGUACUAUGAUGGACAACACAACGACGCCCGCAUGAACCUGGCCAUCGCCCUGACAGCAGCGCGUCACGGAGCCGCCGUCGCCAACUACACAGAGGUGGUUUCUCUGCUGAAGCGCACAGACCCCAAGUCCGGAGAGGAGAAGGUGUGCGGGGCGCGCUGUCGGGACGUGCUCACGGGAGACGAGUUUGACGUCAAGGCCAAGUGUGUGAUCAACGCCACGGGGCCCUUCACAGACUCUCUGAGGAAGAUGGACAAACAGGAGACCCCCAACAUCUGCCAGCCCAGCGCGGGGGUCCACAUCGUCAUCCCGGGGUACUACAGUCCAGACAACAUGGGUCUGCUGGAUCCUGCCACCAGCGACGGCCGAGUCAUCUUCUUCCUGCCCUGGGAGAAGAUGACGAUCGCAGGGACCACGGACACGCCCACCAACGUGACCGCCCACCCCAUCCCAGGAGAGGAGGACAUCAACUUCAUCCUGAGGGAGAUCCGCAACUACCUCAGUCCUGACGUCGAAGUCCGCAGGGGUGAUGUCCUGGCCGCCUGGAGUGGGAUCCGGCCCCUGGUCACAGAUCCAAACUCCAAAGACACUCAGUCCAUCUGCCGCAACCAUGUGGUCAGUGUGAGCAGCAGCGGAAUGGUCACCAUCGCAGGAGGGAAGUGGACCACGUACCGCUCCAUGGCGGAGGAGACUCUGGACGCAGCCGUGGAGGCACACCAGCUGAAAGCCCAGCCCUGCAGGACGGUGGGACUGAUGCUGGAGGGGGCCCGAGGCUGGACUCCCACGCUCUACAUCCGCCUGGUGCAGGACUACGGCCUGGAGGUGGAGGUGGCGCAGCACCUGGCCGCCACAUACGGCUCGCGGGCCUUUGACGUGGCAAAGAUGGCGAUGGUGACCGGGCAGAGGUGGCCCAUCGUGGGUCGGCGGCUGGUGUCCGAGUUCCCUUACAUCGAGAGUGAGGUGAUGUAUGCCAUCAGGGAGUAUGCGUGCACGGUCAUCGACGUGAUCGCUCUCCGCACUCGCCUGGGCUUCCUGAACGUGCAGGCGGCGGACGAGGCGCUCCCUCGGAUCGCACAGAUCAUGGCCAAAGAGCUGAGCUGGAGCGACGCCAGGACCAAGGCGGAGCUGGAGGCUGCUAAGCAGUUCCUGUACCAUGAGAUGGGCUACAGGGCCCGGGACGAGCAGCUGUCCAAGACCUCAGAGAUCAACCUCGACUACCAAGAAGUCAACAGGUACAAGAAGCGCUUCCACAAGUUUGACAAGGAGGGCAAAGGCUUCAUCACCACCGUGGACGUGCAGCAGGUGCUCCAGAGCAUUAACGUUCACAUCGAUGAGAACGCGCUGCACGAGAUUCUGAACGAGGUGGAUCUCAACAAGAACGGACAAGUGGAGGAAGACGAGUUCCUGCAGCUCAUGAGUGCCGUGAAGAAGGGGCAGGUCUCUGACAGCCGCCUGGCGAUCCUGCUCAAGACUGCGGAGGAGACUCUGAACCAGAGGGAACCAGUGAGCGUGGACCGCAGCGGGGGAGGGGUGUGA
Molecule: messenger RNA, 2391 nt
Organism: Knipowitschia caucasica
Lineage: Eukaryota; Metazoa; Chordata; Actinopteri; Gobiiformes; Gobiidae
Source: the annotation of a GenBank genome assembly